AUGUGGCAUUGCCCGUUUCCUGGUGACAGCGCUUGCUGUGUGGUUUCGCUAUGGAGUGAGUGUCUCACCACGCCCAGGGCCACUGCACAAAAUCGCCUCUGCUUGUAUUCCAUUCCGACUUGGGAGGUGGAGCGAGUGGCCUUGACCUUGUCAGGCCUCUUGGGAAUUGCUGAAGGCUUUCUUCUGAUGACAUCUUUCCCUGUCGAUGAAAGGAAGAGCAUGUCGGUGACCCGUUGCAUCCCAUUCAUGUCGACUCUGGCGCCGCAGCAGAAAUCCACCUUGAUGAUCAAGCUGGGCUGGGCACGACAGAUGUGGCGUUCUGCGAUUGACUGCUCCCCCUUCAUGCGGACUCUCGCGUUAGUUGACAGGAAGCAGUUUCGCACAUUCUCAGCGAUAGGACCGCCUGUACCAGUUCAGCUCGUCUUCUCGCAAGACGCGUUGCGCUCCUCGGGGUGCGUGAUGAAGUGUGCAGGAGAUGCAGAGCUUCUGGAUGCCGAGCAGUUGCACAAGCUUACGCAGAUGCUCAUUGACCGGUUUGGGUGUACUUCCCCUGCUACCCUGGAUCGAAUUGGUCACGUCUACGUCUACGUUGUGGCCACCUCCGGCAGAUUGGAGCAAGGCUUGGCUGAGCUCGAGUUCCGCGGGUACGUCGCGGCUGUCCGGGCCUCGGGCGACUUUUCCCAAUGCGAUGAGUCUGGCAUCAAGCCAGAGCUUGAUAGCUUCGAGGAGUCUGCAUGGGAUCAGCAUGAGCACGAAGACUGGCGUGAGUUAUCAACCACGCAGAAGCCUGCAGAGGCCGUCCCCGGGAAGAAGACACGUGGAGGGCAGCGAAAGCGGCCAACGCGAAAGGCCGACAGUAUGGAGUCCAGCUUCCACCUCAGUUUCGAGGGCAAGCAUCCCAAAGCAGCUGUGAACAUGUUCCUCUUUCGGUACACGGGGAGGGACGUCAUCAAGGAUGAAGAUUUUGGUACAGCUGCGAAGAGAGAUCCCAUGGCAUCGAAUGCAGUUUGCACAUCCCGGCGUGGCGAAGCGGAGCAAUCUACGUCGGCCAAGCUUGCGAAUCAAGCUGCAGAGCACCUACCGCCGACAAUGCGGGUGGUGAAGUAUCACACUCGCGAGACGAAGUCCCAGCGCGAAGAUCUCAGAAACAGUGGCCAACUUCA
Symbiodinium necroappetens is the source of this 1163-nucleotide messenger RNA. The record is from the annotation of a GenBank genome assembly. NCBI's taxonomy places the organism in Eukaryota, Dinophyceae, Suessiales, Symbiodiniaceae.